AUGCUGUGUCAGGCCCUUCGCAGAAUUUGUCAAAAGCUGGUACGCAGACGAAUGUUGGAGGAAGACGUGAAUGAGAUGGCCCCUGCCAGAAGACUGACCACUCUGGAUUUAGUGGCACUGGGUGUGGGCUGCACAGUGGGAGUAGGUGUGUUUGUCCUGGCUGGUGAGGUGGCUAGAGAUAUAACAGGACCAUCCAUUGUGAUUUGUUUGUUGGUAGCCAGCCUAUCUUCUAUAUUGGCUGGGCUGUGCUAUGCAGAGUUUGGUGUCCAGGUUCCCUAUGCUGGCUCUUCAUAUCUCUACACUUAUGUCACUAUGGGUGAACUCUGGGCUUUCAUCACUGGCUGGAACCUUAUCAUCUUCUUUGUUGCUCAUACAGCCACUGUGGCCCGGGCUUGGACCUUAGCUUUUGACAAUCUGCUUGGGAACCAGAUCUCUCAGACCCUGCAUGAGAGCAUCUCACGGAAUAUUCUCCAGGUCCUUGGAGAAAUUCUAGGCUUCAUUGUUGUGGGCCUUAUGUUGUUGCUCAUGGAAUUGCUGACACUGAGGAAUAGGUGGAUUUUCCUGGUUUCCAAAGUGUUCACAUUGGUGAAACUUUUGGUUCUCAGUUUUGUUAUCAUCUCUGGCUUCAUGAAGGGGGACCUGCACAACUGGAAGCUCACAGAAGAGGACUACAUAAAGGCUGGACUCAAUGACACCUCUAGCGUGGGGCCUCUGGGCUCUGGAGGAUUCAUGCCUUUUGGCUUCAAGGGGAUUCUCCGUGGAGUAGCUAUCUGUUUCUAUGCAUUUAUUGGUUUCAGCAUUAUUAUUACCAGAGUUGAAGAAGUCCAGAAUCCCAGGCGUUCCAUCCCCAUGGGAAUUGUGAUUUCACUGCUCAUCUGCUUUUUGGUGUAUUUUGGAGUCUCUGCGGCACUUACACUCAUGGUGCCUUACUACCAGCUUCGACCUGGGAGCACCUUGCCUGAGGCAUUUCUCCAUAUUGGCUGGGCAACUGCCUACUAUAUUGUAACUUUUGUAUUCCUCUGUAGUCUUUCUGUCAGCAUCUUUGGCUUUGUGUUCCCCAUUCGUAAUCUGAUAUACAUGAUGGCACAGGACGGCCUCCUGUUCCCUGUCCUUGCCAGAAUCCAAACCAGCACAUACAUGCCUAAUGUGUCCACUGUAAUCUUGGGCAUUAUCAUAGGAAUCAUGGCAUUCUUCUUUGGACUCACUGAUCUUCUCGAUCUCAUGUCAGUUGGGGCCCUGCUAGCUUACUCCCUGAUGGCUCUUUGUGUUCUCAUCCUCAGGUAUCAGCCUGAAAGGAGGAAUGGGGUAAAAGAAGCACAGGUGCAAGAGGGGAACAGACCUGCAGCUGAGGCGCUGACUCUACAGGGACUAUUCUUUCCAGGCAGCCCCACCCCCACUCCACUCUCUGGCCGGGUUGUCGUUGUUUGCUCCUCACUGCUUGUUCUGCUGCUGACUCUUCUCUGCCUGGUGCUGGCCCAGUGGCCAGGUCUGCUCCCUGGAGACCCAGCGCCGAUCACAGUGGUUGUGCUGCUCCUG
Molecule: messenger RNA, 1536 nt
Organism: Neomonachus schauinslandi (Hawaiian monk seal)
Lineage: Eukaryota; Metazoa; Chordata; Mammalia; Carnivora; Phocidae
Product: cationic amino acid transporter 3-like
Exons: 1
Biological process (GO): transmembrane transport; amino acid transport
Cellular component (GO): plasma membrane
Molecular function (GO): amino acid transmembrane transporter activity
Source: RefSeq, a predicted model, not a curated record